Microstroma glucosiphilum is the source of this 699-nucleotide messenger RNA. RefSeq lists its product as hypothetical. Bases 146 to 538 code for a protein of 130 amino acids. Lineage: Eukaryota; Fungi; Basidiomycota; Exobasidiomycetes; Microstromatales; Microstromataceae. The record is from RefSeq and is a predicted model, not a curated record. The transcript has a single exon.
GGGGGGGAGCAAAGCGUGGACUGGGCCCGGAGCCUAGAGAGAUUGGCAAGGCGUGGCGGCGGAGCUGUGAUGGUGAUCGGCACGUCAGCCCACACGGCGAAAAUGGCGAGGCGUGACAGAAUGUGGCGGCAGCGGCGGUGCUCGAAUGGGCUGCAGAGGCCGGCCGCGGUUGCCGCCUUGCCGAACAGCGGCGGGCGCUACAGUCACAUACACACACUCUUCUCCCCCGCAUGGCACCUCACUGACUGGCCGACUGGCAGCCGCAACUCCCCGCCCUGCCGUGAGCGGUGCUUCAACCUACGUUCCGAAGAGCUUCACCCCCUCCUCUUCCACUUCACCCUCCGCCUGCCGGUCACCCAGCCACCCGCCGGCCGAGAUGCUCAGCCUGCGUACCAUCAAGGCCAUGCUGCAGGAUAUUUUGAGACAAGAUGAAGCUCAGGGGAUGCCGAAGUGGCCACAAGCACCGACAGCACCCGCACGGGGAAAGCUGAUGCAAGCGGCAUGCUCCAGAUGGGCGGAGGCAGGGAUGAAUCAGUAAGCUAACAAGGGGCCUCCCACCCCACCUUCAUCCGACAUGCCGCACUCGCAGACUGCAGUGGCUCACGGCAAGCCCUGGCCGGAUCCUGUGUUGGCCGUCUAUACAUCUGGUACCUAUCGCAUCGCGUGAGGUGGUCCUCCCUCGAUUGCUGCUUCUUGCCC